Mucor mucedo is the source of this 414-nucleotide messenger RNA. RefSeq lists its product as uncharacterized. The record is from RefSeq and is a predicted model, not a curated record. The transcript has a single exon. Bases 133 to 375 code for a protein of 80 amino acids. NCBI's taxonomy places the organism in Eukaryota, Fungi, Mucoromycota, Mucoromycetes, Mucorales, Mucoraceae.
CAGGGGACAUUGAAAAAAAAUCAUGCUAAAUUUUUUCAUUCCGUGACGUUGAAUGAGAUACGGAUGAUAUAAAAUGGGAAACAUAUUUGGGUCAAUUUUAUCUUUAUAACACUUAAUACACAAAUUAAUACCAUGUCUGACAACAAGAACGAGAAUAUCGAUACUAUGACCCAUCCCUCCUGCUACAGAGAUGCCAUGAACGGCAAGGUUAACCAAAAACUCACGGGUGUCAAUGUUGAACAAACGAAGAAGAGUCAAGAAUCCAAUGAAAAUGAUUGGGACUUAUACCCUCAAAUGAUCCGCAAGGUCGAAAACGAAGGCUCUGCUAAACAAGUUGAACAUCUUCACGAAUUGGAACAUUCACCCAGUAGAUAAAAUUAAACAAAAUAUCAAUAGUAAUAACUCCCUUAUUCU